Larimichthys crocea (large yellow croaker) is the source of this 4169-nucleotide messenger RNA. RefSeq names its product rho guanine nucleotide exchange factor 10-like protein. Gene Ontology annotation, cellular component: cytosol. Lineage: Eukaryota; Metazoa; Chordata; Actinopteri; Sciaenidae. The record is from RefSeq and is a predicted model, not a curated record. Gene Ontology annotation, biological process: positive regulation of stress fiber assembly; SREBP signaling pathway; actin cytoskeleton organization. The transcript has 28 exons. The coding region runs from base 652 to 4134 and encodes 1160 amino acids. Gene Ontology annotation, molecular function: protein binding; guanyl-nucleotide exchange factor activity.
UGAAGGUCUGCAGACUAGAAAGGUGUUAUACAGACCAUUUACAAAUAGUGCUACCGUUGACGAUGUUCGCUCUUUGUUUUUGAAUGGUUAUUAAUGGUAGACAGGACAAUAUCUGAGUACCCAGUUCUCUCUCUCUCUUGCUGUGUGUCUGUGUGUGUGUGUGUGUGUGAACACAGACUGCAGGUUUGUGUUACUGAAUGUGCUAAUAGUAUGUUAAACUCAAUCUCCGCCCAGACUACAUCCUCCUACAUGCUUCUUCUUCAGUGGAGCAGCUCAGUAACUGAAGCCUCGGCUUCUGCGUGCGGCGGAAGAGCGGAACAGACGGAGGAAGAAGAGGGAAAAGACAAUAGGGAAACCCUGGAAAGAAAGUUAGUUAGUUAAACGAUAGUUUUGGGGGACUCCUAUUUUUAACCAAGUCCAUAUUCCUAGACUGUCGGUGCACCGGUAGAACUUGAGCGACGUCUUCAUAAAAAGAUUCACAAACGGCGUGAGUGAAGUCUAUGCUGAAUUUUGGUGAUGAGAUCCAGACGGCGCGUGAGUGUUAGAGUGUACUUCAUAAAGCAACAAAACCUCAUGAAGAAGUGCUACACAUAAAGUCCAGCUGCAUGCUGAAUUUAAAGAAGCUGAUGUGAGCAUUAAGAAGAACCCAGCAUGGCCUCUCCACAUCCACUUCUCUGUCAUCCCUUGGUGUCUUUAUCUAAUGGGGCAUCACACAUAGAGGAAGAAGAGGAUGAGGAGCUGGGGGGGAAGUUUCAGUUUGGUGAUGAGGAUGACGUCGGGCCCCCAGAGAUGAGUGACUGGAGCAAAGUCAUAGCAGUGUCAAACCCUGACACUAAGACAAACAACCCAAAAACCCAAAUCCAAGAGACAACAAGCCAGGACAUGAAUAGAACAACCAGUAUAGGGCAAGUGGGCCAAGACUCCUUGGUGUACCAUGAGUACUGCUCAGAUAUGGAGGUCAGGGAGUCCCCAGAGGGAUGUUCCACCUCCUCUGAUCUGGGAGUGACUGGAGAAUCAGAGAGUUCUCGGAAAACAAGCAGUAUUUAUGAAGGAACAACUUAUUUAAUGCCAGAAAGCUGUCAGGACAAGUCCAGUAGUGUAGUAAAUGGCUGCAACCCUCGGCAGGACACUCAGCAAGACACUGCUGAAGAUGAGGUGUCCUCUUCAGACAGUCCACAGACUAAACAUCACUCAGCUGGUGUAGACAGGCUAACCGACCAGAGUACAGUGACCUGCAGCACAGACGGUGUGGUCAAGGACCCAGAAGUCAUUUAUGAUGAUGUUCCUGCUGAGAGCCUACAGCACCCAGUCAAAGAUGUUGAUGACAUCUAUGAGGACAUCCAAACACCUCAUCACCGUGGCUCCAAUGGUUGGAGCUCCAGUGAGUUUGAGAGUUAUGAUGAGAUGUCUGACAACGAGGCCGUUUCUCCAGCCCACAGCAGUAGCAAGCUGCCUGCAGAUGUGCUGAGGCUAAAGGAGCGUUGUACUGUCACAAGAAGGGAGUUGGCGGUGUGUCUCAGUUCACCACAUGUUUCCCACAUCAGACAGAGCUGUGACACAAAGGUGCAGCAGUUGAUGAAAGCAGCGAGGAAUGGAACCAAGGACGGCUUAGAAAAGACAAAGUUAGCCAUGAUUCGCAAAGUGUCAUUCCUGCAGAGAAAAGACUCCACAGGUGAGGGAAAGGAUGAUGCAGGUUACAUGGAUGUGUCUGUGUGUGAGUUAAAGCACCCUCCACCACAGCUGUGCCCCAUGCCAGUGGGGCUCAGCAGUCAACAGGUUGUCAGACGUCUUAUCCUCAGCUCCAUUGUGCAGAGUGAAAGCAGCUACUUGGACUCUCUCAAAAGAAUCAUUCAGGAAUACCAGAAGCCUUUGCUGGAGCCACAGAACUGGAUCCUAAAUCAUAAGAAGGUGUGUCAGAUAUUUUACCGUCUGCAAGAGAUCCAUCAGUGCCACUCAAUGUUCCAGAUCGCCCUGGCAUCCCGCGUGGCUGAGUGGGAUCAAAGUGAGAAGAUCGGAGAUCUGUUUGUGGCCUCGUUUUCAAAAUCCAUGGUGCUAAAUGUGUACAGUGACUAUAUCAACAACUUCACCAAUGCCAUGGCACUGAUCAAGAAGGCCUGCAUUUCAAAACCUGCUUUCCUGGAAUUUCUUAAGAAGAAGCAGGCAUCCAGUCCAGACAGAAUCACUCUCUACGGCCUGAUGGUCAAACCCAUCCAACGCUUUCCUCAGUUCAUUCUGCUGCUGCAGGACAUGUUGAAAAACACUGCAAAGUCCCACACUGACCGGCUGCCCCUGCAGCUGGCUCUCACUGAGCUUGAGACUCUGGCUGAGAAGCUCAAUGAACAGAAGCGUUUGGCUGAUCAGGAGGCUGAGAUCCAGCAGAUAGCACACAGUGUGGGGGACCGCAACCUCAGCAAGCUUCUGAACUCAGAGCAAAGACAUCUGAUUCAGUGUGAACUGCUGACUGAAAUUGUUUAUGGUGAUAAAGGUCAAGUCCUCAAGUCGAAAGAGCGAAAGGUCUUCCUCCUCAAUGACACCAUCAUCUGUGCCAAUGUCAACCUGAAGGGUCCCCCUGACAUCAGCAGCUUGGUUCCUGUCGGUCCUAAGUACACAGUGAAGUGGUGUGCCCCACUACUGCAGACCCAGGUAGUGGAGGUGGGACAGGACAUUCUGCAGAGCAGGGACAGUGUCAUCACAGCCAGACGCCACAGCUCCACCUCCAGCACCAUAGGUAAAGUGUUUUUGGGUCCUCCUAGACUAUACCAGGAGCUGGAGGAGCUGCAGCAUGAUCUGGCUGUGGUGGAGGAGGUCUCACUUCUUGUAGGCACGCUCCAUGGAACCUAUCAGAAUCUGAACAGCACAGUGUCUCAGGACUGGUGCCUGGCUCUACAGAGGCUAAUCCGUCUGAAGGAGGAGGAGAUCCAGAAUGCCAACAAGUGUCGCCUGCGUCUGUCUGUACCAGGCAGACCUGACAAAUCUGGUCGUCCAGUCAGUGUCAUGGUGGUCUUCAACACUCCCAGCCCCCUGAGUAAGAUCUCCUGGGUCAACUGGCUCCACCUCGCCAAGAUAGCUCAGAGGCAGGAGAACACUCCGGGGUGGGAAUGUGCUGAAGAAGAUGGGAAGACCAAAGCUCCAUUUAGUUGUCCGCUCUUGACCUGCAAACUUCCUAUCUUCUCAACCAAAACACACACACUGAAGCUGGAGGCAGCUCUUCACAGUCCGUCCCAGUCCAGUCUGCUUGGCUUCUGCACUGCCAGUACGUCAUUACCACAAGGUUACCUCUGGGUUACUGGUGGAGGAGGCAGCUCCAACCAUGGUCAAGUGGAGAUCUUCUCCUUGAAUCGAGCCACUCCUCGCCUGGUCAAAACCAUCCCAAUGAAGGCCCCAGUUCUCUGUCUGGAGUAUGUGAAGGAGCCGUGUCCCAGCGCAGAUGAGAUGCAGGCUGAGAAGGCUCAGACUGCAGCCAAGAUAGGAAACAUCAUCUGUGUUGGUCUGCAGGAUGGGAGUAUUCAUGUGUACAGCAGCCUGGACACAGCAGUUCAGUGUUUGCUGACUUUGGAAAACCAUGACAGCUGUCCAGUCCUCUGCCUCAAACACUCACUGUCUUUCCUCUUCGCUGGACUGGCCAAUGGCAAAGUAGCUGUGUACCAUAGAAGAACUGGAGAGAGACUGUGGGACGUGGACUCAUGCAGGCUGGUGUCUUUGUGCUCUGAGCCGGUCUGCAGCCUGCUGACACUUGAAGAUGCUGCAUGGGCCAGCUGCACCAACCAGGUCACAGUUAUCCAAGGAUCCAGCCUCCACACACAGAGUUUUGAAGCACACUCUGAUCCAGGCUACAGUGUCAGCCACAUGGUUCACUCAGGUGGUGGGGUUUGGAUGGCCUUCACCCAGGGCUCCUCCAUCCACCUGUUUCACACAGAGACCUUGGAACCACUGCAGGAAGUCAACAUCUCCACCCGCACCUCCCAUCUGACACCAGGUCAGGUUUGUGUCUCCAGCUUGCUGAUCUGCCAUGGCCUACUGUGGGUGGGGACCAGCCAAGGCAUCAUUGUAGCCUUCCCUGUACCCACCCUUGAGGGCAUCCCCAAGAUCACAGGCAGCCAGCAUUCUGGGAGCCCCGUGGACGACCCCUCUUGAUGGAUGGCUGGUCAGGGUGCUGACGAUGGAAGUCA